AUGCCAGCGACCGUGAGUCACGAGGUGCUGCGGGCCCCUGUGGCCUCAGACAUGGAGACCUGCCGCCAGAACCUGCUGGAUGUCGUCGGCCAGCGGCACCCCAUGCUCCUGGCUGCCGCCAACCAAAUCUUUUCUGCGGGGGGAAAGCGACUGAGGCCUCUCAUCGUGCUGCUGGUCGCCAGGGCCACGCUUCCUAUCACCGGCAUGCCUGACCUUGACGAGAAGCACAGGAGGCUGGCGGAGAUCACGGAGAUGAUCCACACGGCCAGCCUGGUCCACGACGACGUGCUGGACGAGUCCAGCUUGCGCAGAGGUAAAGCUACUGUGAACAGCCUGUUCGGGUCCCGGGUCGCAGUGCUGGCUGGCGACUUCCUAUUUGCCCAGUCGUCCUGGUUCCUCGCCCAGCUGGAGAACCUGGAGGUGAUCAAGCUGAUCAGCCAGGUCAUCGCCGACUUUGCCGACGGAGAGAUCAGCCAGGCCAGCCUCCUCUUCCAGACAGACAUCACCCUGGAUCGGUACCUGGACAAGUCGUUCUACAAGACUGCCAGCCUCAUUGCUGCCAGCUGCCGAUGCGCGGCCGUCUUCUCAGACUGCAGCGAACCCGUCAAGGACGCGAUGUAUGCCUACGGCAAGCACCUGGGCCUUGCUUUCCAGAUCGUCGACGACAUCCUGGACUACACGCAGAACGCCGAGACCCUGGGCAAGCCGCAGGGGCAGGACCUGGCCUCUGGGAACCUCACGGCCCCAGCCUACUACGCCUUGCAGGAUCCGAGCACCAGCAAGGAGCUGAGCCGCCUCAUCACCUCACGAUUCGUGGAGGAGGGGUCCACAGCGCGAGCGCUGGCGCUGGUCACCGCAGGGGGCGGCAUUGCAAGAUCGCUGGAGCUGGCAAGGGAACAGGGUCAAGCCGCGCUCGCAGCCCUGAGCUGCUUGCCGCCCUCGGCCUCCAAGCGGUCCCUGGAGGGGCUGGUGGAGUACGUGCUGCAGCGCCUUUUCUGA
This is a messenger RNA of Auxenochlorella protothecoides, 999 nucleotides long. Its product is annotated as Prenyl transferase. Gene Ontology annotation, biological process: isoprenoid biosynthetic process; plastoquinone biosynthetic process. Bases 1 to 999 code for a protein of 332 amino acids. Gene Ontology annotation, cellular component: chloroplast. NCBI's taxonomy places the organism in Eukaryota, Viridiplantae, Chlorophyta, Trebouxiophyceae, Chlorellales, Chlorellaceae. The record is from RefSeq and is a predicted model, not a curated record. Gene Ontology annotation, molecular function: prenyltransferase activity. The transcript has 7 exons.